AUGGAGAAAGUGAAUCAAACAUUCUAUUUAUCCCAUGGAUCUCCGUCUUUGAGCAUAGACGAUAGCUUGGAGGCAAGAAAAUUCUUCCAAUCAUGGAAGGACAAAGUCUUUCAACAGAGACCCAAAUCGAUCUUAGUCAUCUCCGCUCAUUGGGACACCAAAUACCCAUCCGUCAACACUGUUGUCCGCAAUUCCACGAUGCACGACUUCGGUGGUUUCCCUGAAGUCAUGUACAAGCUGAAAUAUGAAGCACCAGGAGCAACUGAAUCGGCAAAGAGAGUUAAAGAAUUGCUAAUGGGAGAAGGAGGAAUGAAACGUGUUGAUGAAGAUACAAAGAGAGGGCUUGAUCAUGGAGCUUGGGUUCCUUUAAUGUUGAUGUAUCCUGAAGCAGACAUACCGGUUUGUCAACUCUCUGUUCAAUCAUCCCAAAACGCGACUUACCAUUACAACAUGGGCAAGGCAUUGGCUCCAUUGAAAGAUGAAGGUGUUCUCAUCGUUGGCUCUGGAAGUGCUACUCAUAACUUGAGGAAGCUUGAGUUUGGCAUGGCCAAUGGCUCAUCUGUUCCUUGGGCUCUAGAGUUUGAUAUUUGGCUUAGGGAUUGUCUCUUGCAAGGAAGGUAUGGAGAUGUGAAUGAGUGGGAAGAGAAAGCUCCGAAUGCGAGAUUGGCGCAUCCAUGGCCUGAGCAUUUUUUUCCUUUACACGUUGCAAUGGGUGCAGCUGGUGAAGAUGCAAAGGCAGAGCAAAUCCAUACAAGUUGGCAAGGUGGUUCUGCCAAACAGUUAUCAGCAAAACCUACUAUUUCAGCACUUUUCGCAUUUGGAGAUUCAAUACUCGAUACCGGAAACAACAACAAUCUCUUAACUCUUUCCAAAUGCAAUUUUUAUCCAUAUGGUAGAGAUUUUAUAGGAGGCAGAGCAACCGGAAGAUUUAGCAACGGAAGAGUUUUCUCAGAUAUGAUUGGUGAAGGUUUGGGUAUAAAGAAUCUCUUACCAGCUUAUCGUGACCCUUUCCUCUCAAACGAUGAUCUUUCAACUGGUGUUUCUUUUGCAUCUGGUGGAUCUGGACUCGAUGCCUUUACUGCAAACGUACAAGGAGUAAUAUGGGUUCCUGAUCAAGUGAAUGACUUCAAAAAAUACAUCACAAAACUCAAUAACGUUCUAGGAAACAAAGAAAGAACAAACGCGAUUAUAUCAAACGCUGUUUAUCUAAUCUCAGCUGGUAACAACGAUCUUGCCAUUACCUAUUAUCCUACUCUAACUAGAAGCUUACAAUAUACUGUAUCAGCCUACACUGAUCUCAUGGUCACUUGGACUCGUGACUUCAUAAAGAGAUUAUAUGAUAUGGGAGCAAGAAAAUUCGCCGUUCUUGGAACGCUGCCGCUAGGUUGUUUGCCAGGAGCAAGAAGCAUGGUUGGGAGUGUAACUUUCCUGAAACUAUGUUUAUUCAACGUAAAUCAAGGAGCUGAGAUGUUCAAUGAAAAAUUAUCUUCGGAACUUAACAACUUCCACACAAUAUUUCCUGGUGCAAAAUUCGUCUACGUUGAUAUGUAUAAUGCUCUUCUUGAUCUCAUCAAUAACCCUUGGAGUUCAGGGUUUAUUGAUGUGGCUGAUGGAUGUUGUUGUACGAUGACAUCUUCAAUACCGUGCUUGGACGCAUCUCGCUAUGUAUUCUGGGACGUAGCACAUCCGACCGAAAAGACAUACGAAACGAUCACACCAAAGAUAAUUGAGGAACUCAAAGAGAAGCUUGCAUGA
This is a messenger RNA of Microthlaspi erraticum, 1755 nucleotides long. Lineage: Eukaryota; Viridiplantae; Streptophyta; Magnoliopsida; Brassicales; Brassicaceae. The record is from the annotation of a GenBank genome assembly.